CUCGACUGGCCGGCGGGAGCACGGGCGCGGGCGGCGCCGCCAUGAACGCCGCGGUGGUGAAGCGGACGCAGGAGGCCCUGGGGAAGGUGAUCCGGAGGCCGCCGCUGACGGAGAAGCUGCUGAGCAAGCCCCCGUUCCGCUACCUGCACGAUAUCAUCACGGAGGUGAUUAGGAUGACCGGUUUCAUGAAGGGCCUCUACACAGACGCUGAGAUGAAGUCCGAUAACGUUAAGGAUAAAGAUGCAAAAAUUAGCUUCCUUCAGAAGGCCAUAGACGUGGUGGUGAUGGUUUCAGGAGAGCCACUGUCAGCAAAGCCAGCGCGGAUCGUGGCCGGGCACGAGCCUGAAAGAACAAACGAGCUGCUGCAGAGAAUUGGCAGAUGCUGUCUCAGCAAGCUCUCCAGCGACGAGGCGGUGAAGAGAGUGUUAGCUGGAGAGAAGGGGGAUCUGAAGGGAAGGUCCUCACUGAUGUCAAAAUCUCAGGAACUGGACAAUAAGAAUGCACAAGAAGAAGAGCCCAGAGUUCAUAAAGAUAAAGAGGAUAAAAGGAACUCUGAAAUUAAUGAGAGGAGUAUAAGCAGAGAUCGGAAACAGAAAGAAGAAGUGAAGGAAGAAAGCAAAGCAGGAGAGAAGGACAAAGAGAAGGAGAAGACGAAGGAGAACGACCGUGAGAGACAUAAAGAUGCUGAACGAGACAAGCACCGAGAUGGGGAGAGAGAACGAGCCAGAAACCGGACCAAGCAGGACAGAGACCGAGGCAACAGAGACCGCGACAAAGACCUGGACCAUGAGAGAGAGAGAAGGAAUGAGGGAGGAAAGGAGAAAGAGAGGUGGAAAGACCGGGAGAGAGAGCGUGAGCGAGACAAGGCCCGGGACAGGGACAGGGACAGGCGGAAGCUGAAGGAUGGGGAGCACUCCAGGGACCCUGACAGGGAGAAGAGCAGAGAGCAUGACAAACCUGAGAAAAAGUCCUCAAGCUCAGGGGAGGUGUCCAAAAAGAUGCCAGAUGGAUCUUUGAAAGACUCCAAAGCUGAAACAGAGACCGAGCUUUCCACUAGAGCGUCCAGGUCAGUGGCAACAAAAGCAUCAAAACGGCGAUCCAAAAAUGCAGUGGAAGGAAGAAGGGGCUCUAGAGCUAGUGAAAAUAGUCUUUCCCCUGAAAAAGAACAUAACUCUUCCUACAGUAAAGCUAAGAAGGAGCACACCGUGAAGCAGCUUGGAAGAAAGGAAGAUAAUAUUUCAGCUAAAAUGUUAGAUCCUGUAGUGUCUGGAUUAAAUCAUGAAGCAGAUCAGGAAACUACGACUUCAGAAAUUGGAACAAAAGAAGCUAAUACUAACUCAGCUAGUGUUUCAGAUGAUAACUCAGCGAGUAUGUGGCGGGAGAAUGUUGAGCCUGAGCCAACAGUGAAGCAGAAAGGUGACUCUCCUAGUGAUGCAGAAGGAGAAGUUGGACCUUCUGGCCCAGAAAAGCCUGAGGUGUCCGAGAGCUCCGAGCUGCCGGGCGAGCUUCCAGCCAACCUCAGAAGAAUACCUCGGCCUGGGAGUGCGAGGCCAGCACCCCCCCGCGUGAAGCGCCAGGACAGCGUGGAGGCGUUAACACCAGACAGGACAGGAAGUGGGAAAAUCGUUGCGAGUGUGAUCGUAGACGCGCAGAACUCCGACAAUGAGGACGACAGUCAGUUUGUGGUGGAGGCGGCCCCCCAGCUCCCUGAGACAUCGGAGCUGGAAGUGGUGCCUGCGGUAGACAUGGAGGCCGAGGAGAAGCACGGAGGACUUGUGAAAAAGAUUCUGGAGACCAAGAAAGAUUAUGAGAAGUUUCAGCGGGCACCCAGACCUGGAGAGAAGGAGAAGUCGCUUGUCUUUGAGGCUGCGUGGAAGAAGGAGAAGGACAUAGUUUCCAAGGAGAUCGAGAAGCUGCGCGUGUCCAUCCAGACCCUGUGCAAGAGUGCGCUACCCCUGGGGAAGAUCAUGGACUACAUCCAGGAGGAUGUGGACGCCAUGCAGAAUGAGCUGCAGCUGUGGCAUAGCGAGAACAAGCAGCAUGCUGAGGCCCUGCAAAAGGAGCAGAGCAUCACAGAUGGUGCGGUUGAGCCCCUGAAGGCCGAGCUGGCUGAGCUGGAGCAGCUGAUCAAAGACCAGCAGGACAAGAUCUGUGCCGUGAAGGCCAACAUCCUGAAGAACGAGGAGAAGAUUCAGAAAAUGGUCUACAGCAUCAACCUGAGCUCGAGAAGGUGAAGCUCACAUGUUUCCAAAGCUGGAAGUCCUCCUCAGUCUGAAAAUAAAAAGGAAGAUAGAACGUCACCACUCUCUCAGUUCAGUUUUCUGAGAAAAUGAAGCUUUCUGUGUCCUCCCUCCAAGGGGCAGAGCUCUGAAAACGCAGGCACAUCCGUGUGUUGAGGGCCAUGUUCUGUCCCCUUCCUCCAGUGGGGUGUUGCCUGCCGUGCGGACGUGUUCUCUGCGUCUCCGCGCGGCCAGUCGUGCUCAGGGCCGUGCCAGAAGUCACCAGCAGGUGAGUGGAGGUGGCACGCGAGGAAGCUGUGUCCUCGGUUUCAGGUUUUAGGGCUGGUGACAGGAACCUGAAGGGAGUAGAGUGAAGGAUGGCUGCCUUCUGACGGCACUUACAAACAGAAAUGGGGCCUGACCAUGAGUCCGCUCUGUUUUGAGUUCAUUUCCCCUUGGAAAGGGUUCAUUUCGGUCUGUAUCUUUACAAGGUACACCUGAGUUUUUUUUCUUAAAGCUCUUUGCAUCUGUGUAUACCUUUUUGUCAUUUUCUCAUUCGUCCCUAUGGCCUCUUGCUUGUGUUUGCAGCCUUAAAGUUCAUAUAUUUAGGAGAUUUCAGUAUGUCCUUCAUGGACAUUCGGCCCCAGGGUUUUCCCCACGUAGGUAACAGUGAGCUGCUCUGGGCCUGUACUUGCCUGAGCCCGUGGCCUCGGUGUCUUUCCUGGUCCUUCCUGUAGAUGUGCGUUCUAGAGAGGCCUGUAGCUCGAUGCAAACAGCUGAAGGAAUACUUCAGGGGACACACCAAUUUGCAACAUUUUUUUGAUGUUACCAUUUUUUUGGAAAUUAUUUUGUAAAGCAACUUUUUUUAGAAUUUGGUUUAUAUUAAGUUUUUCACUCACAUUUGAUAAUUGUAAAUACUAAAAAAAGUCUGAAGUUUGUAUAUAAAGGAUUCCAGUGUUUGGAGGCAUACGGUUCAUAUGGUUUGGGUCCUGAUGCUAUUAUUUCUAGACACAUACGGUGUGAACCAUGCAGUGCCAUUUAAAUGUUAGAAUUGCCUGAGAAAGUUCUUCUUCUUUAAGUCUUAGCACAAAUGCACAGAUUAGGUUUCCUUACUGUCAUUUCCAAAAGAAAUCCUUUUCUGAGGUGGUUAUGUGAUUUUACCAAGCUGAAUCAGUUUAAGAUCAGAUUAUGAAACUCUGCUGUUUUGACACAUUGGUCACUUGGUCAUUUCUACGCUGCACUGUAAAACUGAUCAGAUUGUACUAAAUGCAUUAUUGGAGGCGGGAGGGUGUCCAUUAACAAGUCCCCCCAUGUACUUGUCUCUCUCCUUCUCAUUUGAAUGACUUAGACAUAACCCUAGGUGGACUGUUUUGCUUUAAGAUGUGUUUGCCUUUUAUGAAUUUGUACAUACGAAUAGGAUUUUUGCACUGCAAAAAAAAAUUGCAUACAUUUUAUGUGAGUAAAAUUUUGUAUGAGGUAGUUUAUCGAAUUGUAUCAUAAAAUUUAUUUUUAUUUUAUACAUAAAUCAUUAUUUUUUCUAUAAGUGUAUGGGUUGCACAAUUCAGUUCACAGCUAGAGAAAAUAUAAGCAUUUGGAUUUUUGUAUUUUCACAUGUAUAUUUUAUUUUUCUUGUGAAGAAAGUUCAGGGAAAUUUAUCUUUUCAUUCCUAUCAUGACACUUAUCCAUGUUCUGUAUAAAUUAAAGCUUUAUAAGACUGAUAAGCAUUUGUCAGAAAUUUCAAGUUCACUCAUGAAGUUUUAGACAGUCUCUGUGAUGAUUAUGGUAUCAGAGACACAUUAAGUCCUGAUAUUAUCUGUUACUUUGAGAAAGUAUGCAAGGGGGUUAUUAAGCCUUUAGCUCUGCUUUGGCUUGGACCUUUCCAGGAAGUGUGGGAUCUCACUGCGGAAUUUUAAUCUAAAAGUAGAGCUGACAUUAAUUUACAUUCAAAGAAAAACGUGUAAACCUUUGGGGAAAAAAUUCAGGACUAAAAUGUGAACUUUCUGCUUUGA
Molecule: messenger RNA, 4228 nt
Organism: Neogale vison (American mink)
Lineage: Eukaryota; Metazoa; Chordata; Mammalia; Carnivora; Mustelidae
Gene: IFT54
Product: TRAF3 interacting protein 1
Exons: 18
Coding region: 42-2234 (730 amino acids)
Biological process (GO): intraciliary transport; regulation of microtubule cytoskeleton organization; cilium assembly
Cellular component (GO): axoneme; ciliary basal body; centrosome
Molecular function (GO): microtubule binding
Source: RefSeq, a predicted model, not a curated record